AUGUGUGUAUAAAUGGGUUUAAAUUAAUCCGGAUCUCAAUGUCUGGGCGUGUCAAUAGCAAAACGUAUCAGAUUCAGCAAGCUAAACUAUACUCUGUUCCUAACAGCGCUUCACUUGCCUUUUGAUUUCCAGAAUAACCAGUAAUUAAUCUCAGAACCCGAAUCAGAAAUUCAUUCAGUCUCCAUUUCCUCUUUCAACCAGUCAUCCACCAACCACCUAUUGCUUUACCAGCUUCAGUUAUUACAGGCUUUCUUGGAACUUGCUUUUAAUAGCGUCUCACGCCCAAGUUUUGAAUUCGAAAUAGUUGUUGCCGUAACAAUGACUGAGAAUUUCAUUUGGGUGCUAAAGAGAUGCGAUGAAGAAUCACUUGAUGGAGAUUGUUCGUGAUGCCGGUGUUACACGAGGUUACUGGAGGCAAGAGGACUAGAUAGCAUCUCUGGUGAACUCUGGUGGGAUGGGCUGUGAGUGUUCCAAGUUAUCUGCCUGUUGUUGGAGUGCAGAACAAAACGGAUCAGUUCCUGAGGUCCAAGAUGUUGAGGAUGAGGAUAAGGGUGAAGUUGACGACCUCCCACCAUUCCGAGAAUUCUCCAUUGAGACCCUUAAGAUGGCUACAUCAGGAUUUGCUGUGGAGAAUAUAGUUUCAGAACAUGGAGAAAAGGCUCCAAAUGUGGUUUACAAGGGCAAGCUGGACAAUCAAAGGCGGAUCGCUGUUAAAAAAUUUAAUAGGUCGGCUUGGCCUGACGCACGGCAGUUUUUGGAUGAAGCAAGGGCAGUUGGUCAGCUCCGAAACCAUAGAUUGGCAAAUUUACUGGGUUGUUGCUGUGAGAGUGAGGAGAGGUUACUUGUUGCAGAAUUUAUGCCCAAUGAAACAUUGGCAAAGCAUCUGUUUCACUGGGAAACACAGCCAAUGAGAUGGGCAAUGCGACUUAGGGUGGCUUUAUAUCUUGCUCAAGCUCUAGAAUAUUGUACGAGCAAGGGACGUGCCCUUUAUCAUGAUUUGAAUGCUUAUAGAAUUGUUUUUGAUGAUGAGGGCAACCCAAGACUAUCAUGCUUUGGUCUGAUGAAGAACAGUAGAGAUGGAAAAAGUUAUAGCACAAAUUUGGCAUUUACUCCUCCUGAGUAUCUUAGAACAGGAAGAGUAACGCCAGAAAGUGUAAUAUACAGCUUUGGAACUCUUUUGCUUGACCUUCUCAGUGGAAAACAUAUACCUCCAAGCCAUGCACUGGACCUCAUACGGGACAGGAAUAUCCAGAUGCUGACAGAUUCUUGCUUGGAAGGCCAGUUUUCCGAUGAUGAUGGGACUGAGUUAGUGCGGUUAGCCUCAAGAUGUUUGCAAUAUGAGCCCCGAGAGCGGCCAAACCCAAAGUCGUUAGUUACUGCAUUAAUUCCUCUUCAGAAAGAUACUGAGGUUCCUUCUCAUGUAUUAAUGGGUAUGCCACAUGGUGCUGCAGCUAUGCCUCUGUCCCCACUUGGGGAAGCCUGCUUAAGAAUGGACUUGACUGCGAUACAUGAGAUUUUAGAGAACCUUGGGUAUAAAGAUGAUGAGGGUGCAGCUACCGAGCUUUCAUUCCAGAUGUGGACCAACCAGAUGCAGGAAACAUUGAAUUCGAAGAAAAAGGGUGAUGUUGCUUUCCGGCAUAAAGACUUUAGAGCUGCCAUUGAAUGCUAUACUCAGUUCAUUGAUGUAGGAACAAUGGUUUCCCCAACAGUUUUUGCACGCCGUAGUCUAUCUUACCUCAUGAAUGACAUGCCAGAAGAAGCACAUACUGAUGCAUUGCAAGCCCAAGUAAUAUCUGCCGAGUGGCAUAUUGCAUCCUAUUUACAGGCUGCUGCUCUUUUUGCUCUAGGAAAGGAGAAUCAGGCACAACUGGCUCUGAAAGAGGGUUCCAUGCUUGAAAAGAAGAAUGCAACUGUUUGAGAACAAAGAAAUCAAAAAUCAAGAUAAAACUUUCUCUUGCUCCUUGAGAAUACUUUUUAUUGAAGAAGAUAACAAAUAGUAAACUCAAGCCUCUCAAUCUCUUGACCUCAAAGCUUUUCAAGCUCAAAUCAAGGUGGAGUUGGAGGCACAUAUGGUCCCAAUCUUUUGUGUUUGUGUUACCUGGUCAGUUCUCUUGAAGCUUUUUUGUUUUUUUUUUUUUGUUUUUUGGAAACAAAAUUAGAUGGCUUGGUUUUUAUCAUAUAUGAUGGUAUAUUAGGUCAAUUCCAUUUAUUUAUUGAAAAAAGAAUCUGCCUUCUGUUUCUGGCGCUGAUAUUUUUGAAUUAAACUCUUAGGGAAUAAAUAAGGAACAGAUGGUAUGCUUGUAAAGGGCUCAACUGUUGUUUAAAGUUGCAUUUAGAGUAUGCGUAUGAGAUAUGAUGUUGUAAUUUAUGUGCAGUACUACUUUUUGAUGACUUCCCA
Molecule: messenger RNA, 2398 nt
Organism: Carica papaya (papaya)
Lineage: Eukaryota; Viridiplantae; Streptophyta; Magnoliopsida; Brassicales; Caricaceae
Gene: BSK7
Product: kinase with tetratricopeptide repeat domain-containing protein
Biological process (GO): brassinosteroid mediated signaling pathway; protein phosphorylation
Molecular function (GO): ATP binding; protein kinase activity; protein binding
Source: RefSeq, a predicted model, not a curated record